Messenger RNA from Lacerta agilis (Sand lizard), 2291 nucleotides. It is a transcript of the gene UBQLN4, whose product is annotated as ubiquilin 4. The coding region runs from base 16 to 1905 and encodes 629 amino acids. Lineage: Eukaryota; Metazoa; Chordata; Lepidosauria; Squamata; Lacertidae. Gene Ontology annotation, cellular component: cytosol. The record is from RefSeq and is a predicted model, not a curated record. Gene Ontology annotation, biological process: ubiquitin-dependent protein catabolic process. Gene Ontology annotation, molecular function: polyubiquitin modification-dependent protein binding. The transcript has 11 exons.
GGGCGGUCGGCCAAGAUGGCGGAGCUGAGCGGCGGCGGGCCCGGCUCGGCUGGUGGCGGCGGAGGCAGCGGCGACAGCGCAGAAAGCGGGGGCGGCGGCUCCGAGUCGGGCCCGGGGGGGCUCCUCAUCCGCGUGACGGUGAAGACCCCGAAAGACAAGGAGGAGAUCCUCACCGGCGAGCGCGUCUCCGUCAAGGAGUUUAAAGAAGAGAUUUCCCGUCGGUUUAAAGCCAAACAGGAUCAGCUGGUUCUGAUCUUUGCCGGGAAGAUUCUGAAAGACGGGGAUACCUUGAAUCAGCACGGCAUCAAAGAUGGACUGACGGUGCAUCUGGUGAUCAAAACUCCACAGAAGACUCAAGACCCUUCAGUGGCACCUGCUGCUUCCCCUCCUCCUGCUGCUGCUACUGCUACUUCUGUUGCUGCUGCUACUCCCUCUGCAGCCCCUGCUUCCCCUGCAGCACCACCUCAGCCUUCAACAUCCAGCAACACACUCUCUGAUGUAGGGAGCAGCAGCCGGAGGAGCAGCGGAUUGGGAGCCACGCCAGGCCUGGCAGCAGAUGGAACCCCUGGCGGAGCCACCUCCAUCUUGUCUGGCUUUGGUGGCAUUGCUGGGCUUGGUCACCUGGGGAUGGGCUCUGCGAACUUCAUGGAGCUUCAGCAGCAGAUGCAGCGGCAGCUGAUGUCCAACCCAGAGAUGCUCUCCCAGAUCAUGGAGAACCCCCUGGUCCAGAACAUGAUGUCCAAUCCAGACUUCAUGCGGCAGAUGAUCAUGGCCAACCCCCAGAUGCAACAGCUGAUGGAGCGCAACCCAGAGAUUAGCCACAUGCUGAACAACCCUGAGCUUAUGCGCCAGACCAUGGAGCUGGCACGCAACCCUGCCAUGAUGCAAGAGAUGAUGCGCAACCAGGACCGAGCCCUGAGCAAUUUGGAGAGCAUCCCUGGCGGGUACAAUGCCCUGCGGCGAAUGUACACAGAUAUUCAGGAGCCCAUGUUCAGUGCUGCCAGGGAACAGUUUGGCAAUAAUCCCUUCUCUGCCUUGGCUGGGAGUUCCGACACCUCAAACUCACAGCCCCUGCGGACAGAAAACCGAGAACCACUGCCCAACCCUUGGAGCCCCACGCCUGCCUCUCAAGGCCAGGCACCAAGCGGCGAAGGAAGCACCGGCUCGGUGACAAGCCAAAGCACACCCACUGUCUCCAACCCUUUGGGGAUCAACGCAACCAACCUAGGAUCUGGGAUGUUCAGCAGCCCUGAGAUGCAAGGUCUUCUGCAGCAGAUCUCAGAGAAUCCCCAGCUCAUGCAGAACGUGAUAUCUGCCCCUUACAUGCGUACAAUGUUGCAGACGCUAGGCCAGUACCCUGACAUUGCAGCACAAAUGAUGGUGAAUGUCCCCCUCUUCGCCGGCAACCCCCCGCUUCAGGAGCACCUGCGACUCCAGCUACCCGCCUUUCUACAGCAGAUGCAGAACCCUGAUUCUCUCUCGAUCCUGACCAACCCUCGUGCCAUGCAGGCCCUGCUGCAGAUCCAGCAGGGGCUCCAAACGCUGCAAACGGAGGCCCCAGGACUGGUUUCCAGCCUUGGGACUUUUGGAGCACCUCGCGUCCCUCCGCCCUCUGCCGGAGGAAGCACAAUCCCCGAGACCCCCAUCUCCUCCGCCUCAACACCUGCUAGUGCCUCUCCAGCUGGGGACAGCAACCCCCACCAGCAGCUCAUGCAGCACAUGAUCCAGCUACUGGCCGGUGCAAAUUCUCAAGCACAGAGUCCAGAGGUCCGGUUCCAGCAGCAGCUUGAGCAGCUCAAUGCAAUGGGCUUCAUCAACCGUGAGGCAAACCUUCAGGCGCUCAUUGCCACUGGUGGAGACAUCAACGCCGCCAUCGAGAGACUCUUGGGCUCCCAGCCUUCCUAACAUCGUAGGCCCCUGCAAUCCGCGACAUGAUAUCAAAACACAGACCUCUCAAGGAUUGUCAUUGUCAGGCCCUCCGACAGCUGUCCAUGAAUUUAAAAACUGGAACAACAACUGCCCCCCUUCAGUUCAGUGCAUCCCAUUCUAUGUUUUCCUCUGAAAUGCUUCAAAAACUGCCUUGUGCAUGGAUGAAUCCAGUUCUUGAAAAACGGCCAUUCUGAGAUAGGUUUCUCCCCUGCUUCUCUCUCCACCCACACCCUGUUGCCCCCCAAAAUGAAGCUCCUACUCUAACUGGUCAAAGUGUAACUUCUAGAUAACCCAAAUCAUUGUGUUGGAUUAGCUCACUUUUUAAAACAUAUAAAAGCUGUAUUUCUUUUCUCCCCCGCCAA